GCGAAUAAGUUCGCUAAAUCUCUUAUAGAGCCACCAUGAAUCAUGGAAGCUGUCCUACUCCUACGUACUUAUUUUAUAUUUACUAAAAAUGGCGCUUGUGGCGGAUAACGUGAUUGCGUCGCAAAUGAUAAAUACGUGUUAAUCAAAUAGAUGAUUGAAUAACGUGGACAUCGGGCAAUGUAAUAUCCCGAUGUAAAGAUAAAAAAAACAGGUGUCACAUCUCGUAAUUGAACGUUUUUGUCGCUAAGUGAAAACUAUAUAUAUUUUAAAAAAUGACGCACUCGCUAGUGCUGGACUUCGUUCAGCGACUAAAAUCGCGGCACGAAGAAGUUAGGAUUAAGGCUGCACAUGAUUUAUGCCUUUACGUCAGAACAGAGCUACGUGAAGUCUCCCAGGAGGAGUUGACAAACUUUAUGGACGAAUUUAACCACCAUAUAAAGGAAAUGGUCUCUGGUUCUGAUAUGAAUGAGAAGAAGGGAGGUAUACUAGCCAUAGUUUGUCUAAUCGGUGCCGAUGUGGGUAACAUAAACACUCGAACUAUAAGAUUUGCAAAUUACCUAAGAAAUCUAUUGCCGUCGAACGAUGUGGGAGUUAUGGAAUUGGCUGCGAAAACUGUUGGGAAACUGGCACUUGUUUCUGGCACCUACACAGCAGAGUAUGUCGAAUUUGAAGUAAAACGUGCUUUUGAGUGGCUUGGAGGAGACAGGCAUGAGGGGAAACGGCAUGCAGCAGUCCUGGUACUGAGAGAAUUAGCCGUCUCAAUGCCGACAUAUUUCUUUCAACAAGUAUCCCCGUUUUUUGAUCUUAUUUUCAAUGCGAUACGUGAUCCUAAACCGCUGAUACGAGAAGCUGCCACUGAAGCUCUCCGAGCUGCCCUAGUCGUCACUGCUCAAAGGGAAACUACGAAGCAAAUGCAUAAACCUCAAUGGUACAAAGAAUGCUUUCACGAAGUUGUACAAUGCUUCAAUGAUGCUGAUGUUAAAGGGCGAGGGUCCAACAAGGAUGCCGCUAUUCACGGAUCUUUAUUAGUAUUGAACGAGUUAUUGAGGUGCAGCAACGCUCAGUGGGAAAGAAACUAUGAGGCAUUGAUGGAGAGUCUUAAUUGCUCUACUCAACAGAUGGAUGAUGAUAUUCUAUCUCUCAUGCCUCGUCUCAAAACUCCAAUUGUACCAAACUGGACAGGCUCAGUUCAAAGUCGAUCCAAUACUCAGCAGACAAUUCAUCCGGUCCAUGAAUCUACCGCUUGUCGCAGUCUAUUGCAGGAGGGUUUGGAUAAUGUUUACGGAGAUGUUAUGAACCAAAAACUAUCAAGAAAUCCUCACAUACAACACGCGCUGAUGACAUUAUUACCCAGGCUGGUUGCUUUCAAUAAAGAAAAAUUCGACAAGCAGCACUUGGCACAAAGUAUAUCGUAUCUUUUGAUUGCGUUGAGAAGCCGUGAAAAAGAUAGACAUGUAGCAUUUACAACUAUUGGAUUAAUUGCUGUUGCAGUUGAGAAUGGCAUAGAACCUUAUCUUCUCGAAAUCAUGGAAGUGAUUAAAGCUUCUUUACCUUCGAAAGAAACGCCGAACAAGAAACGAGGUACCACACUUGAACCGGCUGUUUUUAUCUGCAUCACAUUGCUAGGGCAUGCUGUUAGACAAACUAUAGGUCCAGAUAUAAAGGUUCUUUUAGAGCCGAUGCUUGCCACUGGUCUUAGUCCAAUUCUUACAACAUCGUUGCGCGAAUUAGCUCAUAGUAUACCAUCCUUGAAGCCAGAUAUUUCUCAAGGACUACUGAGAAUGCUGUCACAAGUCCUGAUGCAUAAGCCACUGCGACAUCCUGGUGCUCCCUGGUCAGCUACAAGUCCAAUUUCAGCUCCAACUGUAGAAGCUGACGUUCCUUCGACAGUACUUGCCCUGAGAACACUUGGUACAUUUAAUUUUGAUGGCAAUCCCCUACUCCAGUUUGUUCGAAGAUGUGCUGACCAUUUCUUGACGUCUGAACAGUCUCAAGUUCGUUUGGAAGCUGUAAGAACAUGUUCCAAGCUUUUGAGGCUAGCACUAAAUCAACCAGGGCCAACGGUUACCAAUACAGUUUCUGCAGUGCUGGGAAAAUUACUGGUCGUCGGAAUCACAGACACUGAUCCAGAUGUGCGAUUAUGUGUCCUUGCGUCGCUUGAUAAAAGUUUUGACAUUCAUCUCGCUCAGGCAGAAAGUUUGUCAGCCUUAUUCGUUGCGAUGAAUGAUGAAAUUUUCGAAAUCAGAGAACUCGCCAUUUAUACAAUUGGGAGAUUAAGUACUAUGAAUCCAGCCUACGUUAUGCCUUCGCUUCGGAAAACGCUCAUCCAAUUUUUAACAGAGCUGGAACAUUCUGGUAUGGGACGUAACAAAGAACAGGCUGCACGAAUGCUUGAUUAUUUAGUAAUUAGUGCUCCACGACUUAUACGACCUUACAUGGAACCUAUUCUAAAAGUUCUCAUUCCGAAGCUAAAAGAGCCUGAGCCUAAUCCCGGUGUUGUCUUGGCUGUACUUAAAGCGAUUGGUGAUUUAGCAAGUGUUAAUGGUGCGGAAAUGCAACAGUGGAUGCCAGAAUUAUUGUCGAUACUACUGGAAAUGUUGGUCGAUGCCAGUUCUCCAGACAAAAGAGGUGUUGCCUUGUGGGUUCUCGGUCAGCUGGUUGGAAGUACAGGACAUGUAGUCAAGCCAUACACACAAUAUCCUUUUUUACUCGAUGUGUUAAUUAAUUUUCUAAAAACUGAGCAGUCACCAGUUACCAGGAGAGAAACAAUCAGAGUACUCGGACUUCUAGGUGCCUUGGAUCCUUACAAGCAUAAAAUGAACCUUGGUCAAAUAGAUUCCCAGUUUGAUUCACUAACGUCUAUGGCUGAUAUUAGGUGUAAAAGUGAUUCUGAAACAAGCCAAGAUCAGUCGACUAGCGAGAUGCUUGUAAAUAUGUCGACUUCAACUCUGGAGGAGUAUUAUCCAGCGAUUGCGAUUGCUACUCUCAUGCGCAUCAUUCGGGAGCCCACCUUAUCUCAGCAUCAUACCAUGGUUGUGCAAGCAGUAACAUUCAUUUUUAAAAGUCUUGGUAUAAAAUGCGUACCAUAUAUUUCGCAAGUUAUGCCUAGCUUUUUGAACGUUGUUCGAACUGCUGAUGUUGGAUUUCGAGAAUACCUGUUUCAACAGUUGGCUGUCCUUAUUGCGAUUGUUAAACAACACAUUCGGAAUUAUUUGGAUGACAUUUUUGCUUUGAUCAAGGAAGUGUGGACUGUAAAUAGUCCCUUACAAAGUACGCUUAUUCUUCUUGUUGAACACAUCGCUGUUGCUUUGGGUGCUGAAUUCAAGAUUUAUUUACCACAACUGAUGCCGCAAAUCUUGAGAGUACUGACACAUGAUACCAGUAAGGAUCGUGCAGUGACUGUCAAGUUGCUUCUCGCUUUGCAGAAAUUUGGAAACAAUCUUGAUAAUUAUCUGCAUUUGGUACUUCCACCAAUAGUGAAACUAUUUCAUGCUACAGAUUGCCCAAUUUCGGUUAAUAGAGUUGCUUUGGAAACUGUGGACGACCUUGCUGAAACGUUGGAUUUCACUGAUUUUGCUUCAAGGAUAGUGCAUCCACUGGUAAGAACAUUGGACACAUGCCCAGAACUAAGGAUGCCGGCAAUGGAAACUCUCUGCGCACUUUUAAUUCAACUUAGAAAAAAGUAUCAAAUAUUUAUACCAUUGGUUCAGAAGGUAAUGACUAAACACAAAAUCACUCAUCAACGCUACGACGUACUCACGGAUAAAAUUCAGAGCGACUCUACCGUAGCUGACGGCGAAGACUAUUUACUUACACGUCCUCGAGACUCAAGGCGCCAACAACGUGAUUUAUCUUUGACAUCUUCUGAUACUACAACCAUCAAGCGUCUUCAUGUGUCAGCACCCAAUCUCCAGAAAGCUUGGACAGCCACGCGCAGAGUCUCCAAAGAUGAUUGGCUAGAAUGGCUCCGAAGUUUGUCUAUCGGAUUGCUCAAAGAAUCACCUUCACCGGCAUUAAGGUCAUGCUGGGCGCUUGCUCAAACUUAUUCACAGCUGCCAAGAGACUUAUUCAAUGCAGCUUUUGUGUCGUGUUGGACUGAACUCAACGGCACAUAUCAAACGGAGUUAAAAGAGACUUUGCAGCAGGCACUCAUGGUGCCCGAUCUACCAGAAAUAACGCAGACUAUUCUGAAUUUGGCUGAAUUUAUGGAACAUUGUGACAAAGGACCUUUACCAUUAGAUGCCAAGUUACUGGGUGAACGAGCGAUGCAUUGCCGAGCUUAUGCUAAGGCAUUGCAUUACAAAGAAGAUGAAUUCCACAAAGGCAGAAACAGCAACGUUUUCGAGUCACUCAUUUCUAUCAAUAAUAAACUCCAGCAAAAGGAGGUUGCUGAAGGAUUAUUGGAGUAUGUUAUGAAACAGCAGAAUCAGCAAGAUCUCAAAGUUCAAGUACGUUGGUAUGAGAAGUUACACAAUUGGGAUAAGGCAUUAGAUUUAUAUAAAGAUCGAUUAAACAUUGAUCCAACUGAUGUAGAAUCAACUUUAGGGGAGAUGCGAUGCUUGGAAGCACUUGGCGAGUGGGGACAGCUUCAUGAUGUUGCCACCCGUCAAUGGGCGAAUGAAAAUGACGAAAAUAAACAAAGAAUGUCUCGAAUGGCGGCAGCUGCUGCAUGGGGACUUGGGCAAUGGGAAAGUAUGGAAAAAUAUGUCAACUUCAUUCCUAAAGACACCCAAGACGGUGCUUUUUAUAGAGCAGUAUUGGCUAUACAUGAUGAACAGUAUGACGUGGCCCAUGAGUUGAUAGACAGUGCAAGAGAUUUAUUAGACACAGAACUGACUGCGAUGGCUGGAGAGAGUUACCAGAGAGCUUAUAACGCCAUGGUGGAAGUUCAGAAGUUAGCUGAAUUAGAAGAAGUAAUACAGUUCAAGUUAAUUCCUGAGCGGAGAGCAACAAUAAAAUCGAUGUGGUGGGAAAGAUUGCAAGGUGGACAACGUGUUGUUGAAGAUUGGCAAAAAAUUAUUCAAGUCCACACACUGGUCGUUUCUCCACAGGAUGACAUGUACACAUGGCUGAAAUAUGCUAGCCUUUGCAGAAAAAAUGGCAGCCCUAUGUUAUGUCAUAAGACAUUAGUUAUGCUGCUUGGAAUGGAUCCAUCUCAGAAUCCUGAUCAACCAUUGCCAACAACGCAUCCGCAAGUCACAUUUGCUUAUUGUAAACACAUGUGGAUGGCAAAUAAUCGAGAAGCGGCUUAUAGUCAAUUGCAAAGAUUUGUACAAACAUCAUUACAGCCAGCAACAAUAACCGGGUUAAAUCAAGAAGAUGAGAAACAGCAAGAAGCCAGGAAGAGAUUACUCGCUCGGUGUUAUUUAAAACUUGGAGAGUGGUUGGAGGCUUUGCAAGGAAUAAGCGAGCAUUCUAUACCAGCUGUCUUAUCUUACUAUGCAGCAGCAACAAAACAUGAUCCUUCAUGGUAUAAAGCUUGGCAUGCUUUUGCUUACACAAAUUUUGAAACUGUUUUGUUUUACAAACAUCAACAAGGUGAUACUAACCUUGAUAACGUACCUGGUAACGCAUCGAGGUCUGCAUUAUCCAGUUCUCAAUACAUCUCUCAGUUCACUGUUCCAGCAGUCGAGGGUUUCUUUAGAUCUAUUAAUUUGUCACAUGGCAGUUCUCUGCAAGAUACGUUACGAUUGCUAACACUAUGGUUUGAUUAUGGACAAUGGCCUGAAGUGUAUGAAGCUAUUGUCGAAGGAAUAAGAUUAAUUGAAAUCAAUACUUGGUUGCAAGUAAUUCCUCAGCUUAUUGCGAGAAUAGACACUCCUAGAGCUCUAGUUGGCAGAUUAAUUCAUCACCUGUUGAUAGAUAUUGGUAAAUCUCACCCACAGGCUUUAGUUUAUCCAUUGACCGUGGCUUCAAAAAGUGCGAGUUCUGCUCGUAAAGCUGCCGCUAAUAAGAUAUUAAAAAAUAUGUGCGAACACAGUCCAACGCUGGUGCAACAAGCUGUAUUAGCUAGUGACGAAUUGAUCAGAGUUGCAAUACUGUGGCAUGAAUUGUGGCACGAAGGCUUGGAAGAAGCCAGUAGAUUAUACUUCGGAGAACGAAAUGUUAAGGGAAUGUUUGAAACCUUGGAGCCUCUUCAUGCGAUGUUAGAACGAGGACCGCAAACCUUGAAGGAAACAUCGUUCAAUCAAACUUACGGAAGAGAUUUGAUGGAAGCAAAAGAAUGGUGCCACAGGUAUAAAAUGUCUGGAAAUGUGAAGGACUUGAACCAAGCUUGGGAUUUGUAUUAUCACGUGUUCAGAAAAAUAUCAAGACAAUUACCGCAACUGACAAGUUUAGAAUUACAGUAUGUUAGUCCAAAAUUAUUGGUUUGCCGAGAUUUGGAACUAGCUGUACCUGGUAGUUACAAUCCUGGACAUCCAGUUAUCAAGAUUGCCAGUAUCCACAGUUCGAUGCAAGUUAUUACUAGUAAGCAACGCCCUCGGAAACUUUGCAUCAAGGGAAGCAACGGUAAAGAUUAUAUGUUCCUAUUAAAAGGUCAUGAAGACCUUAGACAAGACGAGCGUGUUAUGCAGUUGUUUGGUCUAGUCAAUACGCUUUUAUUGCAUGAUCCUGACACAUUCAGACGAAACCUCACAAUUCAAAGAUAUGCUGUAAUUCCUCUAUCAACAAAUAGUGGACUUAUUGGCUGGGUCCCUCACUGCGAUACAUUGCAUACGCUGAUACGAGAUUAUAGAGAGAAAAAAAAGAUACUACUGAAUAUUGAACACAGAAUAAUGUUGAGGAUGGCACCGGACUAUGAUCAUCUUAUGCUGAUGCAAAAGGUUGAAGUAUUUGAACAUGCUUUAGAACACACGCAUGGAGAUGACUUGUCUCGACUUCUGUGGCUCAAAUCACCUUCCAGUGAAGUGUGGUUUGAUCGUAGAACAAAUUACACUCGUUCCCUUGCUGUCAUGUCAAUGGUUGGUUACAUACUCGGACUCGGAGAUCGGCAUCCCUCUAACCUGAUGUUGGAUCGUCUCAGUGGAAAAAUUCUCCACAUCGAUUUUGGAGAUUGUUUCGAAGUUGCUAUGACACGUGAAAAGUUCCCGGAGAAAAUUCCCUUCAGGUUAACAAGAAUGCUGAUCAAUGCUAUGGAGGUGACAGGGAUCGAAGGAACAUAUAGACGGACGAGCGAAUCGGUCAUGUCAGUGUUACAUCGCAAUAAAGACAGCCUGAUGGCUGUGCUUGAGGCGUUUGUUUACGAUCCACUGUUAAACUGGAGAUUAAUGGACAAUGCACUUCCAAAAACUACAAGAUCAGAUGCCCCGGGUAUUGCUGCUAGUAGUAGCCAGGAACAUGGAGACAUGCUAGAUUCUCACAGUGCUAUUUUGCCAAAGAAAGGAGUUCCUUGCAGUCUUGAAAAUGGAGGAGAUAAAAAUCAGCCAGAGGCCCUGAACAAGAAAGCACUUGCAAUAAUAAACCGAGUGAGAGACAAAUUAACAGGACGUGAUUUUUCGCAUGAUGAGACGCUUAAUGUUCAGCAACAAGUCGAUUUGCUGAUUCAACAAGCUACAAAUAACGAAAAUCUCUGCCAAUGCUACAUUGGAUGGUGCCCAUUCUGGUGAAAAUCGGAUUACAUGAAGUCAAUCGUGACAAGAUUUUAUGAGUUUAUCUUCUCAUCAUUGCUUGGUAAGGGUUUGAUGAGCUUCAAGGACCCUUCUUCAGACAUUAUAAGUGAGAAGUUUGAGCUUCGUUUGCCGGUGUUGUAAUAUUGCCCAAGUUGAAUUAAAUUAGCAACUGCCAAUUCAACUGU
Molecule: messenger RNA, 7795 nt
Organism: Diprion similis
Lineage: Eukaryota; Metazoa; Arthropoda; Insecta; Hymenoptera; Diprionidae
Gene: Tor
Product: serine/threonine-protein kinase mTOR
Exons: 7
Coding region: 273-7607 (2444 amino acids)
Biological process (GO): negative regulation of macroautophagy; TOR signaling; protein phosphorylation
Cellular component (GO): nucleus; TORC2 complex; TORC1 complex
Molecular function (GO): protein binding; protein serine/threonine kinase activity; protein-containing complex binding
Source: RefSeq, a predicted model, not a curated record